This is a messenger RNA of Fraxinus pennsylvanica, 3549 nucleotides long. The record is from the annotation of a GenBank genome assembly. Lineage: Eukaryota; Viridiplantae; Streptophyta; Magnoliopsida; Lamiales; Oleaceae.
AUGGGUACAAUUGGGCACACAAUUUGUUGUCUUUCUUGGAAGAGCAAUCAGCUGAUAGUUCAUUCUGCACCAAGAAAGGGAUUGGGCUCAAGGAGAAAUUUGUGUGUCAAUGAAGAAAGUGAGGAACAAUUAGGCCUGCUUAAUAGGAGGGCUGCUAUGGUUACUGGGGUGUCUUUACUUUCAUCAGUAGUUUUCGAGUUUCCAGGAGAGGUGUUGGCAGUGGUGAAACAAGGUCCUUUAGCAGGGAGGAUUCCUGGCCUCUCCGAACCAAAUGAACAAGGUUGGAGGACAUAUCAAAGACCGGAAGAGAAGUCGGGAGGCCAUGGCGUUGGGUGGAGUCCCAUCAUCCCAUAUGCCUUCUCAGUUCCUCAAGACUGGGAAGAGGUUCCAGUGUCAAUUGCUGAUCUUGGAGGCACAGAGAUUGAUUUGAGAUUUGCUAGCCCAAAAGAAGGACGCCUUUUUGUAAUUGUUGCCCCUGUUCGAAGAUUUGCGGAUGAUAUUGGUGAUGACGCCACAAUAGAACGAAUAGGCCCUCCAGAGAUAGUAAUCAAUGCAUUCGGGCCAGAGGUAAUUGGUGAGAACGUAGAAGGAAAGGUGUUAAGCUCAGAAGUAGCAGAAUACUCAGGAAGAAAGUACUAUCAGUUCGAGUUAGAGCCACCUCAUGUACUAAUCACUGCAACUGCAGCCGGAAAUCGCCUCUACUUGUUCAGUGUAACUGCAAAUGGUCUUCAAUGGAAGAAGCACUAUAAGGAUUUGAAAAAGAUAGCUGAUUCUUUUCGAUUACUGAAGAUUUUGAGAGGACUUUUGACAGCUACAUGUUUUGACAGUGCUGUUCAAAUCCUAUUCUGUGUAUUUAGAUUAGUACUUGGCAAAAAGAUGGUGCCAGAACGGCCACCCGCUCCGCUCAGUGGAGCCCUGCCUGUUCCACCAUCAUUAAUGAGAUCAAAUUCCGAUUUGUUGAGUGGUCAAGGGAGUGGGAUGCCUUCGCAGACUGCAUUCCCGUCUUUGAUGUCACCUCGUAACCAGUUAAACAACAUCAACAUGUUGGGGAAUGCGCCCAACGUUUCAUCUUUGCUCCAGCAGUCAUUUAGUAAGGGGGUCCCGAAUUCUGGACUCUCUGUUCUUGGGAAGCGGCGGCUUAUUGAAAACGGGGCUGAAUCUGAUCCACUUUCCGGUGUAGCAAAUGGGGCAGGAUUUAAUCCGUCUCCAUAUGCGUCCGCGUCCAUAACUACUAACCCUAACUCAUCCGGUCAAGUUCAAGGGCAACAACAACAAUUCCCAAACCCUACUGGCAACCAAAUGUUGGCUGACCAGCUACACACUCAGCAACUUGAACCUCUAAAUUUUCAGCUUAAUCAGCAUCAGUUACAGCAAUUUUCUGUUCCUGGCAACCAACAUCAGCAGCCAUUUCAAACAACGCGAGCUGGACUAGGAGGUAUUGGACCUGUUAAGCUGGAGACACAUGCAAUGAAUGAUCAAACACGACAGCAGUUGCAAGGUUUGAGGAAUCUUGGUACUGUCAAAUUGGAACCUCAACAAAUACAAAAUAUGAGAAGCUUGGCGCCUGUCAAUAUGGAAUCCCAACAACCAGACCCAUCUUCGUUUGUAAAUAAGCAACAGCAGCAGCAGCUGCUCCUAUCAAGGCAGUCCCCUCAGGCUGCUGCAGCUGCACAGAUAUUCCAUCAACAGAGACUUAUGCAAAUCCAGCGACAGCAACAACAGCGAGCCUUAAAUGCUAUUCCUCAACAAAAAUCUCAGCUACAAGCGCAGUUUCAACCACAGAAUUUUUCUAUUAGGUCUCCGGUGAAGACGGUAUAUGAGCCUGGGAUGGGUGCGCAACGGCUAACACAUUAUAUGUAUCAACAGCAACAAAGACCUGAAGACAAUAACAUUGAGUUCUGGAGAAAAUUUGUUGCCGAAUUUUUUGCACCAAAUGCCAAGAAAAAAUGGUGCGUUUCAAUGUAUGCAAGUGGCCGCCAAACUACUGGAGUUUUAAAUCAGGACGUCUGGCACUGUGAAAUAUGCAACCGCAAGCCUGGUCGUGGAUAUGAGGCAACUGCUGAGGUUCUGCCUAGAUUGUUCAAAAUAAAAUUUGAAAGCGGUACCAUGGAAGAGCUACUCUAUGUUGAUAUGCCGAAGGAGUCUCAGAAUUCAUCUGGGCAAAUUGUUCUGGAUUACGCAAAAGCCAUUCAGGAGAGCGUAUUUGAGCAACUUCGUGUUGUUCGUGAUGGGCAACUUCGAAUCAUAUUCUCACCAGACCUCAAGAUAUGCUCCUGGGAGUUUUGUGCUCGACGUCAUGAAGAGCUGAUUCCUAAAAGAUUGCUGAUACCUCAGGUUAACCAACUCGGAGCUGCUGCGCAGAAGUACCAGACGGCUACUCAGAAUACGCCAUCUGACGUCUCUGUUUCGGAGCUUCAAAAUAACUGCAAUAUGUUUGUUGCUUCAGCUCGUGAGUUGGGCAAGGCCUUGGAAGUUCCGUUGGUAAAUGAUGUGGGGUAUACAAAGAGAUACGUGCGAUGCCUACAGAUAUCAGAAGUGGUAAAUAGCAUGAAAGAUUUAAUUGACUUCAGCAGUGAAUCUAGGUCUGGUCCUAUGGAGAGUUUGUCGAAGUAUCCUCGGCUGAAUCCUCCACGUGAUUUCCAGGGUGAACCUCAACAAUCAGGGGGCCACCUUCAGCAGCAACAGCAAAUAAUGGUUCAAAACUUGAACAAUAAUGGCUCUGUCCAGGCUGCUGCAAUGCAGCUUGCUUCUACCAAUGGUGGCAUGCCGAGAGUCAGUAACACUCUGAACUCAGUCCCGGCAAUAACUUCUGCUGGUACCAACAUUGGCCUUGUUCACCAAAACUCAAGGAACUCUAGACAGCAAAAUCCAAUGAAUACUGCAAACAGUCCUUAUGAAGACAAUAAUGUGCUGAUGCCAUCCACUGGUAAUUCCAAUACCAUGCCACAACCUCAAUCUAGUCCUGCCUUCCAAUCGCAAACUCUGCCGUCAUUCAAUAAUCCACUGCAACAAACUUCACAUCGUGGCUUAUCAGGAGGAGCACACAUGAACUCGAAUUCGCCUAACAUCUCAAUGCAGCAGCCAGCAGCUCUUUCUUGGGAUGCAGAUGCUAGUGAUUCACAAAGCUCUGUUCAAAAGAUUAUACAAGAAAUGAUGUCUUCCCAGCUUGGCGGAGGCAGCAUGAUGAACAUGAGGACUACGAGUAAUGAUGUGAAAAAUGUCAAUGGGCUGUCAUCAUCCAGCAAUAAUAGCGGUUUGAGUGGUAGGAACGGCGUUAUAGCGAACGGAGUGGCCAAUGGUAACCUAAAUAUUGGUGGUGCAGGCUUCGGAGCCAUGGGCAAUGGGCUUGGACAAUUUGAUAUGGUGAAUGGGAUUCAAGCAACGCUAGAGAAUACCUCUAUGAAUAUGAAUAGAAGAGCGGGCAUGGCGGUUGCCCGAGAGCAGAGCACGAAUCAGCCACAGCAGAACCUCGAUAAUGAGCUACUUGGUGGUCUUGGAGCUGCCAAUGGUUUCAAUGACCUUCAAUUCGAUUGGAAGCCAUCCCCCUGA